Actinia tenebrosa (Australian red waratah sea anemone) is the source of this 925-nucleotide messenger RNA. Its product is annotated as DNA-directed RNA polymerases I and III subunit RPAC1. Lineage: Eukaryota; Metazoa; Cnidaria; Anthozoa; Actiniaria; Actiniidae. The record is from RefSeq and is a predicted model, not a curated record. Gene Ontology annotation, molecular function: DNA binding; protein dimerization activity. Gene Ontology annotation, biological process: DNA-templated transcription. Gene Ontology annotation, cellular component: RNA polymerase I complex; RNA polymerase III complex.
UACAGAUCCAAGAUGGCGGCCAUCGAAGAUAUUAGAACGAGAGUUCGUCUUGGAGAACAUGGUGUUAUUAAUACGCACAGCACGGAUUUCCCUGGUAGUUACUCUGGAUACGACGACACGUGGACUGAAGAAAAGUUUGAAGAAAAGUUUAAAGUCGAUAUCAUCCGCAUGACAUCCAAUGACAUGGAGUUUGAUAUGAUAGGCAUUGAUGCAUCCAUUGCUAAUGCAUUCAGAAGGAUUCUGAUAGCGGAAGUUCCUACAAUGGCUGUGGAAAAAGUAUUUAUCUUUAAUAAUACAUCAAUUAUUCAAGAUGAGGUCUUAGCUCAUAGAUUGGGGCUUAUUCCCAUCAUUGCUGAUGCAAGAGAAUUCUCAUUUCAUAAAGAAGACGACGAAAACCCCAAGGAUGAUUCAACUUUAAUAUUUGAAUUAAAAGUCAAAUGUACCAAAAAUAAAAAUGCACCAAAAGAUGCAACAGAUCCUGAUGAGUUAUACAUUAAUUCAAAAGUUACUACAGAACACAUGAAAUGGAUUCCCAGCCCACAGCAAGCUAAAAUGUAUGGACCACAAGAUAUCAGACCAGUACAUAAUGAUAUUCUAAUCGCUAAACUGCGCCCCGGACAGGAACUUGAUAUCAGGAUGCAUGCCGUGAAGGGGAUUGGUAGAGAUCAUGCCAAGUUCUCUCCUGUCGCUACAGCGUCGUACAGACUUCUUCCAGAAAUAGUGAUCACAAAACCUUGUGAAGAUGAGCUCGCAGACAAACUCGCUUCUUGCUUCUCGGAAGGCGUUAUCAAGAUAGCAAUUGAGAAUGGAGUAAAAAGUGCGUACGUUGCUGAUGCCAGACGGGAUACAUGUAGUAGAGAAGUACUGAGACAUGACGAUCUCAAAGACCGUGUACGACUGUCCCGUAUUCGGGAUCACUUUAUUU